AUGUCAUUAUGGUCAGAAUUAGCUGUACAAGGAUCUAAUUUGCUUCUUUAUCUUACAAGAAGAGAAUAUAAAAUAACAAGAAAUUAUGUUAAAAAUAAAACCAGUUCCUUAGAAAGCGCGAAAAAUAAAGAAGAAUUUAGAAGUAUUUGCUUAAGCUUGGCUAACUAUCUAGUUAAUCAUGAAUAUGUACGUCCAAAUGAUAUUUCUCAAGAAAAAUGGGAACUAGUUCUUAGGGUAUGGUUAAGAAAUCUCUUUAAUAAGAAAACUAAAUACGGCCAAUGUCCUAUAAUUUUUGAUAAAAAUGAAAAAGAGCUUUUACAAUUAUCAUACAACGCAGAAGAUUUCUUUGAAAUAAAUAAUACUUAUCUCCAAGAACUAAAAUUUUACGGAAAACAAAAUACUAAUAACUAUAAUUGUAAAAGUGAUCUAAAAUGUAUAGCUAAAUGCAACAAAUAUAAAGAAUGGUUUGAGAACAGGAAGAGCCAUUUUGAGAAAGACAAAACCUUCAAUGAAUAUAAAACCAAAUGUAGACAGAAAAGAAACACAUUUCCAAGAUCCGUAUGUAACUUAGUGAAACAACAUACAUUUAGAAAAAUACCUAAAUGCAUAGAAUCAGAUAUACAAAUGAGUAAAAAAACCAAAACUGCAGAAAUGCAAGAAAGUUCACAAGAAAGGCAUGGAGGAAGCACAAUUCAAGAUUCUACUUUUCCCCCAAUUACUGAUCCGUCUCCAAAAGAAUUAUCACCAAAUGAAGAAAUUUCACCCAAUCUAGAACCCCCAUCUCAACAGGAUGCUUUAUCUCAAAUUGCAUCUCCACAUCAACAGGUUGCUUCAUCUAAACCAGAAUCAUUACCUCUACCGGAAGUACAAUUAAAUUCCCACCAAUCCGAAUCUGUGUCUCCAGAUCACCCCAGUGCAAUAAAUUCAUCCUUAGAAGCACACACUACAAAAGAAAUAACGUUAGAAUUUUCUGUAAAUUCUGAUACUUCUAAUUCCAUAGCAGCACAUAAAUCUAUAAAAAUUCCUCAAACCAGUGGAAUCUCGGGAGUUCCUACACAACUUGUAACUACACAGUUAUCUCAUAAUGAAUCACCAUCUGCCUCAAGUUCUGCUAAAUAUAUACCCAUCCAAAUGCCAGGACAUUUAAAAAAAAAAAAAAAGUUAAGAAAAGAAGUAAAAUUUCUGAAAUUGCUAGUACCAUCACGUUCUUGGAAAAAAAGACACUUUUUAACACAUGAUAAAUUAGAAAAUCCAAAACGUAAUGACGAAGAAAUUAUUAAAAAAAUAAUGAUAAAAGACCUUAACAUUAUGCAGAAUGUAAAUGCAUCCAUCCGAAAAAAGAGAAUGUCCAAAACUAUUAUAGAAGUGCAUAUGGAGGUUCUCGAAGAAUGCAAAAAUGAAGAAAUGAAAUUAAAAGGAGGAGAAUAUUUGGAAAUAUGCCUAAAAGAGUUCACAGAAGAUAAAAAUGGAAACUAUUCUAAUUUAACAAAUGACGAGAUAUUAAUAGAAAAUACUAAAAAUACCAAUGGCAUGCAAAAAAAAAAAAUUCUAUGGAAUGAAUGGAUAGAAAAUAAUAGAAAUCUUUCUGAAAAAUUUAAAGAAACAGAUUGGUUUAACAAUUUGAAAAAUGAAUGGAAAAGAAAAAAAGUUUAUAUAAAAAAAUCUGGAGAAUUAAAAAAGAACCAUACAGGUGAAAUUCAAAAAGUUCCAUUUUUAGAAACAAAAAAGAAUAUAUGGAAACUUUGGAUAUCAGAAAAGCGUAUCAUUAUAGAGCGAUACUUGGAACAGGAAUGGUGUAACGAAUUCACACAAGAAUUUCGGCAUAUUUUAGAAGAAUAUGAAAAUGAAGACACUAAAAAUGAUAUAUCACUAAUAAAUAUACAAGAAUUAGAACACAAGGAAAAUUAUGAAGAAAUAUAUAAAUAUAUAAAAAAAAAAUUGUUGUCAAAACUGUGUAUACUCGUACUUAUGACGAUAUUAGAAGAAUGCAACAAAGAGGAUUUUAUAGAGAAUAAUGAAUCAAUGUUUGAUAUUUCUAUAAAUGAAUGUAUUAAAAAAUAUGAUUCGGAUAGGAAAUCAAAAAUUACAGAAAAUAUAGCUGAAGCUAAAGAAAAUAUUUUAAUGUAUACAGGAAAUAAAAAAAUUCACAGUUAUAAAGACGAAGACCGUUAUUCACAGGAACUAGAAGAUUGGAUAAGAGAAGAUGAUGCAUAUUUAAAUGCUAUAAAUAUUGAGAAUGAAAUAAGCAAAUCUUAA
This is a messenger RNA of Plasmodium malariae, 2256 nucleotides long. Its product is annotated as STP1 protein. The record is from RefSeq and is a predicted model, not a curated record. The coding region runs from base 1 to 2256 and encodes 751 amino acids. NCBI's taxonomy places the organism in Eukaryota, Apicomplexa, Aconoidasida, Haemosporida, Plasmodiidae. The transcript is spliced from 3 exons.